Messenger RNA from Cadophora gregata, 3542 nucleotides. It is a transcript of the gene CET1, whose product is annotated as mRNA-capping enzyme subunit beta. Gene Ontology annotation, biological process: 7-methylguanosine mRNA capping; polynucleotide 5' dephosphorylation. The transcript has 3 exons. Gene Ontology annotation, cellular component: mRNA capping enzyme complex. NCBI's taxonomy places the organism in Eukaryota, Fungi, Ascomycota, Leotiomycetes, Helotiales, Ploettnerulaceae. The record is from RefSeq and is a predicted model, not a curated record. Bases 647 to 2959 code for a protein of 770 amino acids. Gene Ontology annotation, molecular function: polynucleotide 5'-phosphatase activity.
CGAAUGAGAAGCCUCUGAUGAUGUUGAUGUUUUCUUUUGCCAUAUUAAACUCUUUUGAAUAUCUUCAUCUCCUGGCUACUCGACCAGGGUUCAUGCUUACCAUUUCCCUUACGUGUCUUGGGCACACGGUCUAAUCAAGGUAUGGCUGGUGCACAUUGCUGGGCCUGCCCUAUCUUUUAAGGAGGUGCACCGCAGUGCAGUGCAGUGGUCGGCAGCCGCCAAGAUAAAAUGUAUGCUCAGUGGUAGGAUAUUCUGUUCAACCCAGAACAUCUCACCGCAUGCCUCGUCCCAGGAAUUCCUCUGCCAACGCCAUCACUGCCGCCUCCAUGUAUCUGUAGUUCUUGUCAAUUGUUCCAGCGAUUCCUCUCGAUAUCUGCGAAGCCCCUGACGCACGCCCCUCAUAAUCGCUAUUCAGUCGUGUGUCCUGAAUCCUUUGUCUCGAACCCCCCGUUUGCGCUUUGCGCCAGCAUUAGAUUCCCAUCACUCGAGGACUGCCGCGCAGAGAGGACUGGAUCGCGAUUAGACACAAAUGCACGCCUCGUCAACGAGUUUUUCGAGUCUCCAAUAGCCUGGACAACAAAGGGCAGGGCGCGCUUGGUUGGGGCAGGUCAGGUCUGGUCAUUUCACGGAAUACAAAGUCGCAAUCAUGGACCUCCGUUCAAUCAUCAACACAGAUGGCGGCGACAGCUCGAAGCAAGCUGCUCCUACACCUGUGACGCCAGUUCAAGCGCAUCCUCAGCAAAGCUUCCGAGAUUAUAGUCACCCUCCACAAGCCUCGCCGGGCAAACAUCCCUCACAGGACUACGGCGCACACCCCAGUGGAUCAGUAUCGUAUGCUUCACCGACUCAGUAUCAACAAAGCUACCAGGGACGACCUCCCCAACCACCGCCUAUUCAAGCUCCACCUCACAAUGACUUGCGAUCUCCUGCCAGGUCCUUCUCUGUACAAUCUCCGUAUCAACAUACGCCAUCGUCUUCGAGUAGCCAGUAUCCCUUCCCUCAAUCUCAUCAAACUCCACAAAGCCCUGCCCAGCACCACCCCUAUCCACCUCACCUACAACAAAGAGAUAGUUACUCUCAGCCCAAUCAAUCUCCGCAGAUUCACCACCAGACCUUGUUCACUCAACCUUCGCCUACACCACAGACUCCGCCUGUCGGUCUACCAGGAGCUCCUCAUCCAUAUCUUCAACAACAUCACCAGCAACAACAGCAACCUCCUUCGAACCAGCACCAAAGAUCUGUCUCGUCUCACUCAUCAACGCCCACAUCUGCCAAUAGUCAGCACCAACAACAAUUUGGUCAAUAUCAGCAAGAUAGUCCAGUCUCUGCAAACCAGUACCCGUCUUCACAAAUUCCCCAACACCAUCGUCAGCCAUCCCAGCAGUCUCAGCCUGGAACGCCCCUCGGCCCUCCUUUAAUUCAAAGACAAUCUUCUGGAGCUUUUGCCCAACCUUCGAGUCCCUAUUCACAACGAAGCAUACCUCCCAACCCGUUUCCACAAUACCCACAAACUUCUCCCAAACCCCCGGCGCCCCCAUCGCUACAAAGACAGCCAAGUACCCCUAGUGGCUACGAUUCCCAAAGAACUUCCAUUAGUGAACAACAACAACAACAAAGAGGAUCACAAAGUGAAAGGGAAAGGAGUGUUAGCGUGAGUCCAAAGACUCGCCUGCCGAGCCAACCAAGGGGGGAAACUACAACUCCAAAAUCGGAGAUGGACUACAACCAGGGAAAGAGAAAGAUGGAUGAUCGUGAGGUAUCUGUCGAGGAACCUCGCCGUAUCAACUCUACGGACAAUCGAUCUCAGGUCAAUGGUAAUCAUCAUGUCUCCGCUGCAUCACCACAACAACCAGCGAAAAAAAGAAUUCGGUAUACCGAACCUCCAAUUUGGGCGCAAAGUAUCCGGAACAAGGCCAUUGUAAACCGUGGACCAGCCAAAGUGAAUGGAAAGCAACCACUAGCUGUACAACCAGUUCACUCGUCACCAGCUCAGCCAGAGACAAAUGGAAAUCAAGCAGUCACUCGGCCAGUGAUGGAUGGGAAGGUGCACCCUUCAGUGCUGUUAGGGAAAUGGGAGGAGAGCAUUACCGGCAUCAAACCUGCGCAAGGAAUGACAAAAGAAGUUGCGGACUUCCUGUUCUUAAAUGUUGUAUCUCGGAGUGAUUUGGGAGAGCUUGCGAGUAGAGGUGUGGAAAUCGAAAUUGAAGCCAAAUUAGGUCAUAUCGUCGACAAGGAGACCAAUGAGCGGUACCGCAUACCUGUAAAGUCCGAGUGUGUUCUUAUGGAGAAUUCCCGGGUUGGCUUCCAAAGUUCCAUGACAGAGAGUCAACAUCGGCAUUUGAACGACUUUCUCAAUGCUCAAGUUCGACAAGCGCAUCCCAAUAACCAGGAUGCAAUAGCCAAGAACCGAGUCGAGAUCAAGUAUAAGCAUUCAAGAGAAGCUGACAGUUUCUACACACUUCCACCAUCCAUGCAUGGCAUGAUACCACCUGCUCUCCGAGAGAAGAUGAAUCCCCGACAUGGCAUCAAAGUCCGAAUAACUCAUGACCAAAAGACCGGUGAGCCUCUAGCCAAGAUCAUCAAAGCCCGCAUCAUCGACCUCGACAUCUACAGUCCCAUGACACCUCUCGACUGCAGAAUUAGUAUCAAUUUCGAAAUGCGCUUCGAUGGUGAUGUUCAGGAUUUGGGAGAGAAGACUUCCUCAGACAGGAACAAGGAUCGACUGAGUUAUACUCAGUCCAUGUACCAAAUUGAUUUGACGCAAGUUACUCAGCUGAGUGUAGGUAAUGGCGUCAAUCAAACCAGCAAAGAACACGAGCUUGAGAUCGAACUCUUGACAGCAGCAGUCCGAGAUCAAGGCCAGAAAGCAGCAGCAGGCGAGCCCAACGAAUAUAUAGCACUUGUUGAAGGUUUCCUAGACAACAUGCGCAUUCUGUCAAGAGCUACUCCUGCUGUAUAAUACCUGGCUUUCCUCUUUGAUACUCGAUUUUCUACGGCGAGCAAAACAGCAAAUGGAACUGGAACUGGAAUUGGAAUAGGUAAUGGGAAUUUUGAGCGUGCAUAUGGUCUCAAGGGUACGGGGACACACGGCGUUUUGGGGCAUGCCAUUGGAUUGGUGGGUGGUGAACAACAAACAGGGUUCGGCUGCUUACCAGCCAGGCUGGCAGAGAGAACGUCAGAGAGGCGGAUGCACUUUCUGGACAGAGUAUCAAGGCGGAUAUAGUAAUAUGUAUGAUUUAUGUGGGAUGGACUUGAGCUGUCUUGUCUUCACUUGCCCUGAUCUCACUUUGACUUUCACUCUCCCCACUCUCAGUCUACGUGUUCUUCGUCGUCUCCCUCGGUUCAGGCCCUUUCAACGCAGUUUCGGAAUACUUGGCUAUAGGUAGGGCAUCCAAACACUCUUUUCGAGAUUUCCUCUCAUUCCGGUGCUCGGGCUCCACAGCAUUCUCACGAGCUUUUCUACAUACGAAUAAUCACUUCUCUCUCAGACCUCGUUGUUGAAAAAAAGCAACAUUUCUAACCUGAAUCAAACAACCCCUAAG